This is a messenger RNA of Ceratosolen solmsi marchali, 1009 nucleotides long. It is a transcript of the gene jdp, whose product is annotated as DnaJ domain-containing protein. Gene Ontology annotation, cellular component: cytoplasm. The transcript is spliced from 5 exons. The record is from RefSeq and is a predicted model, not a curated record. Lineage: Eukaryota; Metazoa; Arthropoda; Insecta; Hymenoptera; Agaonidae. Bases 463 to 990 code for a protein of 175 amino acids.
AAGCGCGAUGUAAUUUAACGAGAAAAUUGUCCGGUUAGCUCUCCGCUACUUGAUGAGAUGCAAGAGAGAAGAGUUCGUAUCUCACGAAGGAGAUAAUCGCCGAGUAAGAGCGGAUAGGUUGAACGAGUGGCAGCUCGAGAUACGAAAUCGCGACCUCAUUGCCCUCUAGCCGCCGCCCUUUUCCAAGGUCGCCAGGGGUUGCGCGCGCCUCGCUCGCCUUCCCACCCUCUCGCCCUCGUCCUCCCGGAUCGAUCUCUAUCUCGGUGAGCGUGGAACUGCGCAGUAUCGGCACAUACGGCGACUCGGGCGGUGUUUUCCCGGGGCUUUUCCGACGACUCAGUCUUGGCGCGAGGCCGCACGCACACACGCACGCACGUACAUCUCGCCGUGCCGGUUAUCGCCGGGCAACAGGUUGCGCGCCAGCAUUACGAAGGUAUCGAAGAUCGAGGAUCAAGGAUCGAGAUGAGCGUCGACGACGUGUUGAGCUACCAGCCCAGCCCAGAGGAAGACCUAUAUGGGCUACUUGGUUGUGACGAGUCAGCUACGAUUGAACAAAUCACUGCCGAGUACAAGGUCUUAGCACUGCAGUAUCAUCCCGACAAAAAUGAGGGCAACAAGGAUGCCGAGGCUAAGUUUCAACAACUGAAUUAUGCCAAGGAGAUAUUAUGCGACCCUGAAAAGCGAAGCAACUACGACAAAUGGCGGAACAGCGGAAUUUCCGUCAGCUACAAGCAGUGGCUGGGGAUGAAGGACCACGUGCACCAGUCGAUGCACUGGAGUACGCCAAAGACAAAGAACCGAAUGCUGCCGGGCAGUGAAGCGGAAGAUAGCGGAACUGCGGGUGGACGCGCCAAGGUCAAACCCUCGAACGCGAAUCGUCGCGCGAGCGAAGGCGGCGCCAACAUUCAUUACGGGGCCCGUCGUGACCUCAACUGGGACAACGAGCCGCCCAGCGAGAUCAUCAACAAGUUCCGUAACUACGAGGUUUAAAUCCUGGGACGCACCCUUU